Lucilia sericata (common green bottle fly) is the source of this 3081-nucleotide messenger RNA. RefSeq lists its product as uncharacterized. The record is from RefSeq and is a predicted model, not a curated record. The transcript has 8 exons. NCBI's taxonomy places the organism in Eukaryota, Metazoa, Arthropoda, Insecta, Diptera, Calliphoridae. The coding region runs from base 655 to 2592 and encodes 645 amino acids.
AAAUAAUUUAAUAAAACGAAAUUAACUAAUUUAAUUGCCUUUAAAGAAUCUUUCAAAUUAAAACAAGUGAAAAACAAUGAAAUUAAAAAACAGAGAAUAAUUAAAGAAAAUUAAAAAAAAACUAAUUGAACUUAUAAAUAAUUAACAAAACAAAUCUAAAUUUAAAAUUAAAAUCUUUGUUCGCAGUUAAAGGUCACCAACAAAUACACUUUCAAUAGAAACUAGAAAGAUUUUGUUUAAACAAAAAACUAAUAAAAUUUUCACAUUUCACAGGCUUUUCAUUGAAAUGUAUGGGAAUACAUAAAAGCAAGUGACUGUAUAAAAGAAUUGAGAAAGAAUUUAUUACUUGGAACUUUCAAAUAAAUAUGUAUACAUAUUAAACAAAUAUUUACGUUUUAAGAAUUAUCAAAAAACAUAUUUCCUAAUGGCAUUCUUUAACUUUUGCAUAUGAAGAAAUAAAUUUAAAAAAAAACCAAAUCAAAGAAAACAAACCCCAAAAAAAUUUUUUAUAAUUCUCUAUUAACAGAAAAGAAACAGCAAAAGAGGAAAAAAGAAGCAAUUUUAAAUUAAUAAUAAUAAAUUAAAUAAACAAACACGUAUGAAAAACGUUUAAAAAAAAGACACAAAACAAAAAAAACCGUUGAACUGACAAAAAUGGCCACGUUAAAUAGAAAAAUAUUAAUAUUAACAACACUACUAACAGUGUUAAUAUGUUGUAAUGCGGAAACCUUUGCCUCCACAUCCUAUAUAAUGGGAAGGUCCAUGCCAGCCAUUGAAAUCGAUGCCAUACGCGAUGAAUACCUUAGUUUGGAACAAUCUUUGUGGCAACAUUUACAACGUUCCCAAAAUAAUCGCAAUACCGAACAACAAAUGCGUAAAAUAGCCGAUACACAUAGAAAAUUCAUAAAUGAACAUAUGAAUUCUACAUGGCCCAUGGGUAAAUAUGAAUUAUUAAAUCAUUAUGAAUGGAGUAUAUUGGAACGUGAUCUACAGCAAAUUGAAACAUUAUUUGGUGCAUUUAAGCGUGUUCUUAAUUCGCAAGAAAACAAUGUUGAAUUCUCACGUUCUCAGGAAUUGGAUGAUCUCAUGGAUAAUAUUUUGCGCAACGAUAAGACCUUUUCAAUGGGUCGUAUAUUUCAGGAUACGGAAUUGAUAAUGGUGAAACAAACAAUGUAUUAUCGUGCCAUGAUGGCUUCUAAAGAAGAAAGAUGUUUAAAUCAACAAUCAACACAACAAUUUAUCUACUCAUUAUAUACGGAUAUUGCAUUAACGGAACUUAAAGGUUAUACAAUGAUGGAAUUCUCAUGGAUGAUGCUGAGAGUGUAUGGCAAGGGAAAUUUCACACAAGAAGCUGAACUUAUGCGUAAUGAUUAUGAAAAACGUACUGAAAAAACUGUGCGCCUGUUACGUGAAGUUAUGCAAAGAGCUGAACGUAUUGUCUGGCGUUGUGAUCCCGAAAUAUAUAUUAAGGGUAUAAAUUAUGAGGAAGUAACACGUUUGAUACAGGGUUAUAUUGAAAAUGAAGUGGAUAUGAAUUAUAAUCGUGAAUGUUGGAAGACCUGUGAUGAUUAUGAACGUACCAAGAAUGAGGGUUGUUUUAAGGAUAAAUUCUGUGCCCGUCAGGAACGUUGUUCGGGUCAUAUACACAAUUGUCGUUAUGUUGAUUCGGAUAUGACAAUAUGUCCAUCGGCUCGUGACAGUGUACGUCGUUAUGAAUUUAUUGAAUAUGAAAAUGGUGUUACUUUGGGUAAGGCCUCCAACUGUCCUCGUGGUAAAACCCCGGUUGAUUCAUGGUGGCGUUAUUUGUUCUGGCAUUGUACUUAUUGUUUCUGUUUGUGUGAUGAUCAAUACAGCACGAAAACCGAUCGUUAUUUCAAUUUACGUGAGACCUUAUCGAAUAUCAAUGACAACAAAGUUGUUACUGGUUUACGUUUUACUAAGAAAAAUCGUGUAUUCCAUUUGCAAAUACAAGAGGGACAACUUUUACCCAGAGGCAUGAUUAAUGAGUCAACAUUGGAGUGGAAACCGGUCGACAACUACACUCUCAAUGAGAAGGGUGUACAUAAUAAUCGUGAUUAUUAUACAUUAACCUAUGGUGCUCGUUCUAUUGAUUUGGAUGAUAUACACACGGAGGAUAAUACAUUUGUAGUGACGGGUGUACGUUUUCGGGUGGUGGGGGCCCAUUUGAAUUUGGAGGCUAGAUUAAGUGAAUUUAAUUUUGAAACUGGUCAACUGGUUAAUCCUAAAGAAAAUAGUUUUUGGAAAUCUAAUGAUAACACCGAUGUUAGUGGUGAUAGAAGAGCCAAAAUCGAGCUAAAAGAUCCCGAUGUACCCAUACGCACCAUUGCCAAAUCUGUGCCCGAUUCACGUCACAAUCAAUAUUUGGAAUUUUCUGCUUCUAGUUUUAACAAGGAUGCUUCACAAUCCACUGUACCCUUUAUAGACAUACAAGAUGUGGUCUCUAAGCCCUCAGUGCCUUUGGCUGGCAUCGGCAUCUACCAUAAGGGUAGACCUGGUUUUGGUGGCUUUUUGGCUCCCAAACUUAUGACUUAUGAUUUUGCUCCGCAUAUUCAUACACCUCGUAGAACUUAAAAUUUCCUUUAUGUUUUCUCUAAGCAUUCUUUAUUAUACAUAUAAAUCUUUACUAUAUAUUAUCUCGGUAUCUCUUUUAUUCUCAUUUAUUUUGUCGUAAAAUUUUUUGAACAUUUUUUUUUUAUUAACGCCCUAGUAGAACGAACAAAAUAAUUGAAUCUAUUAUAAUUUUAUUUAAUAUUUUUUAUAAAUUAAAAUAUAUUCUUUAAAUUUAAGCAUAAUGUUUAAUAAACAUAAAAACAAAAAGCAUAAUUGUGAGUAAUUAAAUCAUAUGAAAAAAAAAAGCAUUAACAAAAUGCCAAAUAUAGAAAUUACUUUAAAAAUAUAUAUUGGAAAUAUUAGAAAUCAAUGUAAGCAUACAUUUAAUGAUUUUGCUACAAUUUUGAAUAUUGUAUUUUUAACGAAUAAGUCGUAAUUCUGUAGUAAUGUAGUAAGAGUAUAAAAAAAAAUCUUAAUAAAUACCAAUAAAAAGUAUUAAAAUCUUGAAAA